Molecule: messenger RNA, 702 nt
Organism: Cercopithifilaria johnstoni
Lineage: Eukaryota; Metazoa; Nematoda; Chromadorea; Rhabditida; Onchocercidae
Source: the annotation of a GenBank genome assembly
AUGGGCCAAUUAUUCGGAUCAAAACUAAAGAAAGCUAUACCACGAUACGUUGAUUACAGGAAAACUGUAUCAAAAACACCGGUAAUAGCUCAGGGUUCAUGCAGAGUAUGUUACAUUUUCGCAGCACUAUCAACUCUUGAAAUGCAUAUAGCACUCAAAAAUAAGAAGCGUCCGGUAGAGCUAUCAGUUCAGGAUGUAAUGGAUUGUAGUCCUUUUCAAAAAUGCUACGGAACGGGCGGAAAUCUAGUACAGGUUUUUGAUUGGGUUAGUGAGAAUGGUGUAAUGACCAGUAAAAGAUAUCCGUAUAAAGAAAAUGAUAGUGUUUCAUGUCCGAGUGAAAGAUCGCCGAAAAAAAUGAAAGAAGCAUUAGCUGGUGGUGUUUAUUUAUCAUAUGGUAAUGAAAAUAUUAUCAGAAGAGCAUUGGCAAUUUAUGGACCAGUUACUGUUUCAUUAUAUGCAUAUCAAAGUACUUUUGUAAAUUAUAAACGUGGCAUUUAUGAUGAUCCAGAUUGUCCAACUCAUGCAGAUCAUAUAAAUCAUGCUGUAGUGGCAGUUGGUUAUGGUGUGAAAAAUGGAAAGAAAUAUUUCAUCAUCAGAAAUAGUUGGGGCGCAACGUGGGGUAUGAAAGGAUACGGUUAUAUUCGUGCCGGCGUGCUUAUGUGCGGUAUUGGCCAUUUUUCUACCAUACCAAUAUUCCUCUAA